ACUCAUCUCAGUGUGUUUUUAUGUUUUCAGUGGAGCUGAGUUCUGCUUUGCCUGUAAGGGUUCCUCCUGCAGCCAUCCCUAUGGACCUGCGCCUGGAGCAGACGCAGACGUUGGAGUCGACCCGGCGGGAGCAGCAGCUGCAGCAGGAGAUGUUAGCGCUCAAACACAAGCAGCAGCUGCAGCGGCAGAUCCUCAUCGCUGAGUUCCAGCACAAACACGAGCAGCUCUCACGCCAACACGAGGCCCAGUUACAGGAGCACAUGAAGCAUCAGCAGGAGCUCCUGGCCCUCAAGCAUCAGCAGGAGCUGCUAGAGCAUCAGAGAAAGAUGGAGCAGCACCGGCUGGAACAGGAGCUGGAGAAACAGCAACGGGAACAAAAGCUUCAGCUCCUCAAGAACAAAGAACGUGGCCAGGAGAGUGCAGUGGCCAGCACAGAGGUGAAGAUGCGUCUGCAGGAGUUUGUUCUGAAUAAAAAGAAAGCACUCGCUCAGCGCAGUCUCAACCACUGCAUCUCCAACAACCCACGCUACUGGUAUGGGAAAACUCAGCACAGUUCUUUGGAUCAGAGCUCUCCUCCUCAGACUGCCAUCAGUACUUAUAACCAUCCUACCAUGGGCGUCUACGACUCCAAAGACGACUUUCCUCUGCGCAAAACAGGUGCUUCACACAACACUCUCCUUCUUUUGAAGUAUCUGAAGUGACACUGGAGAAGAUGAAGGCUCUGUUUGGAGUAUAUAACAACAUAUCAUCUAGUUAUAUUAUCACUCCUCCUGCAAAUUAGAAAUAGCAGCUCUGUUUUGGUGAUGUUCUUGUGUUGCGUGAAAGAAUCAGAGGAAGCUGGUGCUGCUUGUACUGUAUAAUUAUUCACUUAGAGGUGAAGCCGUUGUGAUGCUGUUGACUGGAAAUGAGCCACAGUUUACUCUGGCCAGCUGGAGCGCAGAGAGUGUGUGUGUCCGUGAGUGUGAGUUUUUGUGACACUUCAGGACAUGAGUUUGUAUAAUGACUGUAGGUAUGACAAGGUGAAGGUGAUUUUUCAGGAUAUUACCUCAUGUCCCCACUAUUAAACGCUUCUAAAUCAUACAGAGUUGUUUUGAAAAUCUAAAAAUGCCUAGGUUUCUAUGAGGGGUACAAUAACACACACAGUUUGUACAACAUAAAAACCAUUACGCUUAUGAGGUGUGGGUGUGAGAGAGAGAGAGAUUAGCUAGUUAAGUGUUGCUCUCCUAGUGAACUUAGCAUUUCAUCUGCUGCUGUCAAAUGCUGUUUUGUCAAAAGCCUCUGAAUGACAGCAAAACCUCUGUGUACGUGCUCAUAGUAACUUGCCAAAGCUCAAGUGCUGUUCACUGCCAGAAAGGCUCCGCCCACACACACUUCUGAUUGGCUGUGGUAUUUGAUUGAUUUGUUUUCUCACUUGUAGU
Molecule: messenger RNA, 1418 nt
Organism: Puntigrus tetrazona (Sumatra barb)
Lineage: Eukaryota; Metazoa; Chordata; Actinopteri; Cypriniformes; Cyprinidae
Product: histone deacetylase 4-like
Exons: 4
Coding region: 21-701 (226 amino acids)
Biological process (GO): chromatin organization
Cellular component (GO): histone deacetylase complex
Molecular function (GO): histone deacetylase activity
Source: RefSeq, a predicted model, not a curated record